Lasiosphaeria miniovina is the source of this 512-nucleotide messenger RNA. RefSeq lists its product as uncharacterized. The record is from RefSeq and is a predicted model, not a curated record. Bases 28 to 270 code for a protein of 80 amino acids. NCBI's taxonomy places the organism in Eukaryota, Fungi, Ascomycota, Sordariomycetes, Sordariales, Lasiosphaeriaceae. The transcript has a single exon.
UUCGGGCAGCGGAUGGUAGUUUGGUCGAUGGGGAACGGAUCCUUCGUAUCGGGCUCAAAGAUUUUGGGCACUGGCCUAAUUGCCCCGGAACCGAUGACGUCCCCGGGGAGAUUACUAUUUCGUUUUCUCAACUUUACGAAAUGGUACAGGAGGCUGAGGCUAGAGCGGGGCUCUGUGAUUGUAAGAUGUAGGAUCGCGGGGAGAUAUAGCAUGAGAAUCUUCCGAAGCGGCCAAAGGAUCGGUCACCACCGGAGGAACUCACAAUAUUAGACGAGGCGCGGUUUGGGGUAGCCGAGGAAAGAAUCAAGAGGAAGCUUCGCGACCGGGACGGCCAUCAUAUCCCAGCAACCGAGAAAAGAGUCAAGAGAGAGCAAGCUUAGCGACUAGAAUAGCGAUUGAAUCCCAGACUAGGGCUCUUUUUUGGGGCAGGUGGCAAAGAUAGAGCUUGUAGUAUAUUUAGAUCUGCAGCUCUGAAUCCAGGCUUAUUGGUUGCGAAGUCCUCUCCAUCCAGG